Molecule: messenger RNA, 982 nt
Organism: Aspergillus steynii IBT 23096
Lineage: Eukaryota; Fungi; Ascomycota; Eurotiomycetes; Eurotiales; Aspergillaceae
Product: putative stress response RCI peptide
Exons: 2
Coding region: 215-706 (163 amino acids)
Biological process (GO): endosome transport via multivesicular body sorting pathway
Cellular component (GO): fungal-type vacuole lumen; fungal-type vacuole membrane
Molecular function (GO): ubiquitin protein ligase binding
Source: RefSeq, a predicted model, not a curated record
UUGACCGUUGCCUGACGGACACUGCCACCGCGUCAGGUGACCAGGCGACGUCAUCUGACCGCAGGCAUCCGAUGUUUCGUCAUUCCAAAUAUCUUCAGGCUGUCAGCUUUGGUUGCUCACACUUACCCCACACAUCGUUAUAGACUGCUCUACAAUUAUUGAAAACUCGCGCAGAUAGGACGCUCUAGACUGUGACUUACCAUACCCCGCCACAAUGUGUGGUUCAGAUAUCUUCCUGGGAAUUCUCGCCAUCUUCUUCCCCCCCGUUUCAGUAUGGAUUAAAGUAGGCAUUUGCACAGCUGACUCGAUCAUUAACCUGGCACUCUGCUGCCUCGGCUAUGUUCCAGGCCUGCUACAUGCCUGGUACAUCAUCCUCAAACACCCCGAGCCGGACUACGAUGACCCAAGCUACGAGCCCAUUCCCGCAGGUCCAGGUCGGGGCAGGGACGUGGAAAACGGUCGCGUGACAUACUACUACGUUUCACACCAGCCGGGCCAGCAACCUCCACCCAGAGCCUACGGCACGCUGGGAUCGCAAAAUCCAGCCCGGACAGCCCAAUCCGACGGUCGCCAGGCCGCCCCUAAGCCGCAGCAGGGCCCCCCCGCCGAGGGUGGCAGUAGCAGCCAGUCGCAUGACGAUUCUCGGCCCCCUCCGACCUAUGCGGAAGCAGUGAAGGGAGACAACAAGGUGCAGACGGAUGAUUGAAUUGUUCUAGGCGAGAGGCAAGAUAAGAGAUGGCUUUUUGAUGGUUGGUAGGAGCUGCCGUCUAUUCUCGCCUGGAGGUCGCGCUGCACUUGGGGGUUGCCUGCCAGGCUGUCUGUCAUACACUGUUUGCUUUCUCCCGCCACCUUGAUAAUCCGAAUACGCUGGGAGUUACCUUGGGCCAGGGAAUUUGCUAUGUACUGUACUUAGGAUCACUUAAUGCUUAUGUUCGUCACGUCAGCGAGUCAAUGAUAAGAUACCUUUGAAUUUUCCCAUCAU